Molecule: messenger RNA, 8391 nt
Organism: Malaclemys terrapin pileata
Lineage: Eukaryota; Metazoa; Chordata; Testudines; Emydidae
Gene: RNF166
Product: ring finger protein 166
Exons: 6
Coding region: 16-768 (250 amino acids)
Biological process (GO): ubiquitin-dependent protein catabolic process; protein polyubiquitination
Molecular function (GO): ubiquitin protein ligase activity
Source: RefSeq, a predicted model, not a curated record
UCCCGCCCCUCCCUCAUGGCGGCCGCGAUGUUCCGGAGCCUGUUGGUCUCCGCGGCCCAGCAGCGGCCUCAGGCCCCGGGCCCGGGCGGGACCCCGCGGGAGCCGCCGCCCGCCGGCCCCGCCCCCGACACGCUGGAGGCGCAGUUCAGCUGCCCCAUCUGCCUGGAGGUGUAUCACCGGGCCGUGUGCAUCGCGGGCUGCGGCCACACAUUUUGCGGGGAAUGUUUGCAACCAUGUCUCCAAGUGCCAUCUCCUCUUUGCCCGCUCUGCCGCAUGCCCUUUGACCCCAAAAAGGUGGAGAAGGCCUCCAAUGUGGAGAAGCAGUUGUCCUCCUACAAGGCUCCCUGCAGAGGGUGCAGUAAGAAGGUGACCCUAGCGAAGAUGAGAUCCCACGUUUCAUCCUGCGCUAAGGUUCAAGAGCAGAUGGCCAACUGCCCAAAGUUCGUUCCAGUGGUCCCAACUUCCCAGCCCAUUCCCAGCAAUAUUCCAAACCGUUCCACUUUUGUCUGCCCUUACUGUGGAGCCCGGAACCUGGACCAGCAAGAGCUGGUCAAGCACUGCAUGGAGAACCACCGCAAUGAUCCCAACAAAGUGGUGUGCCCAGUCUGUUCAGCGAUGCCCUGGGGAGACCCCAGCUACAAGAGCGCCAACUUCCUGCAGCAUCUCCUACACAGGCACAAGUUCUCCUAUGACACCUUUGUGGACUAUAAUAUCGAUGAAGAAGCAGCGUUGCAGGCUGCGUUGGCGCUCUCCCUCUCGGAGAACUGAAGGCAACUGAUGAGCAGCGGCGUGGAUCCUUUGCACAGGUCGCCUUUCCGCUAGGAGAGGUGUGACACUUCUUAAUCCCUCUGCAUUCCCUAGAGAUUAGGCAGCCCAUCUCUGGUUAAAUCGCACCUUGUUUAAUAAGGUGGAAUCUUUCGUUGCACAAUGAAAUGGUGAGCGAGCAUGAUCUGGUGAGAGUGACACCUGCUGGAUGGGAAGAGGCAAAGGCGACCUCACCAAAUGUUUGUUUUUUCCAAUUGGGCAUUUCAUAUCCAUAUACGGAGUAUAUAUCUUUAUCUAUUUAUUAUUAGAUGCUUUUUGGCACCGUUGCUCCUUUUAUUUGUUGCAGUUAAUGGGUACGUAAAACAACGAUGCAUUUUAUGUAAAAUGCCCCAGUUUUCAAUUCUUAUCCAGGGGUUGGUUUGUUUUAAAGCGUUGAGCGUUUUUUAGCCUCGUAAGAGUAUUUAUUGGGAUGUCGGCCCUCCGCCCUCCCAAGGGCAUGAGCGGUCUGUUGCUCAGCUCUAUUGCCGCUGCUCACGGAAGGCCAGAGGCAACGAAGCGCAUUGGGCUAAAUCUGGGAGCGAAUCUGCUGCGCUCAGAUACCGGGAUGGCAAGUCUAUUAAGAAGAGCUAGGUAGAAACGGGAAGGAAUCCUGAACUGUCCUGCCACUGGUAUUCUUUCACCUUGCUCAUUUUGUACUGGCUUUUGUGAUACUAGAGUUCUUGCAUUUUUUCUACAUUAAUCGGUGUGAGACCUUUUCACGUUUUAUAGAGCAAAAAAAAAAGCAGUUACUCUUCAUAUUGCAAUAUUUGUGUUUGACUAGGAACAAUAGUAUUUUUAUGGAACCUUAUUAAGAAAAAAAUUAUAUUUUUUAAACACAUGCUGUGGAUUCAAGAACUGGGGGGGUGGGGUGGGGAACUGCUGGAACCUGGAAUUGAGAGGGGGCUCUUUUCCAUUCGCGCCUGAGCAACAGAAAGGUUGCAUUGUUCCGUAUUUAUUUUGGGGGGUCAGUUACUUUUUUUUUUCAAAUAAAGAUGCUGAUGUGCAGCCAUGCUGGAUCAGACAUGUGACCCAAGCAUGGGAGGGGGUUACUCAGAGUUACUCACCAGGCAUUAACAGGGGUGUUGGUCAAUGGAUCAAGUCCACUUCUGAAAGAAAAUAAAACCUGUGAAUAAGCUACAAGCUGUGUGUCUCUCCAAGAUGCAAAGCCCUGUGAGUUGUACAGCAGAGGGGGUGUUCUCUGGGGCAACAGCCCCAUUCGCAUUACCAAGGAGCGGGCCAGUGAGCGUCUCGACUCCAGGCUGUUCGUUCGCUUCUGACGGCAUGGACGGGCGGUUUGGCUGGGAUUGUGAGGGGGCUGGUCUGGUCCUAGCUUGGCAGAGCUCAGUUCAGCAGUGGUCUGGUGUUUAGAAGUACAUGCAGUACAGCAUGACAAGCAGGCUGCCUUCCACUAUUAGUACUAACUUUAGGUCUCUUAAAGCUUUUGAUUGAUCCAUGAAUGCUAAUGUGUGUGAAUAUGGCGCCGAUAGUGUGCAAAUCCAGCCUCGGGCUGUGGCAUGUAAACUGUAGUUAGGGACUCCGAUUCUAGUCACCUGUGGAGAAGGAAACCAAUGCACCUCAGCAGCCGUCCAGAGGUUGGUUGGGUCUCUGUGAUCCCGGGGCAAAGAUUCGGGAGCUCACCGGGAGUGACACCAGUAGGAUAAUUUAUAAUAAACGUCACGCCCCAGAUUUUUUCUUCUGUGACAACUGUAAUUUUACAGCCUUAAAUCUUAUAAGGACAUGACUGCAAAACUCUCCAUUGGUGUGGAGUUACACCCAGCAUCUGGUGCUGGCCCCGUCUGAGACAGGGCCCUUUGACUGAGAGCGUGGCAGGUCCUGAAAUCAGAUCGAUCUGUUUGUAACCAACCAUUACAUACUGGGGGUGGCUGAAACUUUGGCCUAGCGGCAUGCAUUCUUCCUGGGGCCAGGAGGCUGUCUGGGCAUGCUCAGUUCCAUGCUCUUGCUGUAGUGUAGAAUCAGACCAGCUUAGUCUUUCUGCGCUGUGAAGAUCACUUCCUCGUUUGCUCCUCGGACGCUGCAGGCGCCUCUCUGGGGAUAGGGCAGAUCUGCCCAAAGGUUUGGGCUGAGCCUGUUCUUAAGGGAGUUGAAAUUCAUUUUGGAAUAGUAUGGCUAGCAAAGAAUGCUGGGAAACAGAAUGACUGGAGCAGGGUGCGCUCUCCAUGGCAGGGAGACGUGUGUAUUCAGUUAACUUGUCCAGCCAGCGUGGUUAGGAAGGAAGUAUUGGGAGUUUUGACAGUGCAUUUCCCUGUCUAGUUUCUGCCCAGGUCUGUGACUUAAAUGUCAUUGGUGCCAUUGCAUUGACUGUCGUUCAGUGGGUCUGUGUAAUACUGGUUUAAACCACGUCCUUGUACUGACUUGAGCCCUGAUGUUCCCUACCUUAGAUGCCAAGCCUCAGAUUUAUGCUGCACACAGCCCCUUUCUUCCCAGCCAAGGAGAACUGGCCGCUUGUCAGUGGGCCAGUUCCCAUCCUAACUGACCUCUGGGAUCCCCAUUGCUGGAUCCUCCCUUCUGUAGGGACUGGACAUCCCACUCCACAGCACAAAACAAACAAAACAAAGUUCCUGGCUGGUAUCCACCAGCCCCUCUGUUGCUGAGCUCUGGGGAAGAGCCCUGUGGGAGGCAGGGCAAAAUCCAUCUAGGACCAUUUCAUUUCCCGUCUGCUAAGAGACAUCCUGUAGCCUCCCUAUCUAUAAAGCCAAAACGGGUAAAUCACGUACAGUCCUGCUGAGCAAGCUGGAACCCAGCACCCGCCUUUUCUAGGGAGCUGGGAGCUUCUCUCCUCCAGUGCCCUGGGAGGGGCAGUCCUGCUUAGGAACACAACUCAGCAAUAGAUACCUUGUCCACUCACAACCUGGUGUGAAAUGUGAAGGGGCAGGAUUCAUCAGGUGCUGCGAUUCGCUCAUCCCAUGGGUGUUUGGGUGACGCUGCACUUUCAUAUUCAGGGUGUUUCAAGCCAGAAGAGGCCACUAGAACCUCUAGUCUGACCUAUGUAACGCAGGCCAUUAAACUUGUCCAAGCAUGAGGUGUUGGGUGGCUGGUGGCCAUGUGUUGACCUCUUGGAAGGGGACCUUUCCUCCAUCUAUCUCGCUGUUCUUGCUUUAGCCGUUUUGCUUUCUGGCUCUGUGCCUGGUUCCUGUCCCUUCCCAUCACAGUUCAAAUCGGUCUCAUCACUGGAUUGCGUUUUUAUUCUCUAUUUGCUCUUUUAUCCUGUGACCUUUGUUAUUUGCCACCUGACCUAUCUCGAGUCCUUCCAUCUGCAGCAGUGCAGGAGCUAUCCUAUAACCCCACCCAAGGGAAGGAGCAUUGCAGCUUGCUGCCCUUCCAGCUCUUGGUCUCCCAAUAUGGACACAUUCUGCUACUAAAGUCCCUGGCUUAUGGUGGUCUAAUCUCUAGCACACUGGCUGAAGGCCAUCCCUUGUGGAGGGAUCGCCUCGUUUUCUUAGGUGGGAUCUCCAUCUCCAAACCCUUAUUUAUCACCCUUCGCCCUUUGCUCUAGCACGCACGGUUAAACCUUUCUCCAGAAGAGCUGAGUGGCUCUGCUUGCCGCUGGUUUUGCUCACUGACUCCUUUUUCCUUCCUUGCAAAGCAGCUGCCACCUCCCAGCAUGCUAGAACGCCACCUACUUUGCACCUCACUUUGAUAGUCUGGGACCAAUUGGCAGGCACCUAGCACUGGUGCAUUCCCUCUUAGGGAUGGGGUGUGUGUUGGGUGAAAGUACGACUUCGCACUGAUGCCUGGGGACUCUCAGGGGGUGCAUAGCAGCUAGCUAAUCUCCUGGCGUUUGGGAGCUGGCUUGUGCAGACCUUCCUUUCAGCAUUGCUCUGGCUGCGUGAUACUCACCAUCUGGCACCGCACCGUCGCUGCGAGCAGGUCCCUGGCCAUGCCAAAUGGUCCUGGGGGUGAUAUUUUAAACAUCUCAGUAGCUGCUUCACUCCAAGCUUGAAGCUUAGUUUGUAAGUGGGUUACCCAUCAACGUAACUGAAUGCAAUUGCCUACUGCAAACCCAGGGACUGAUGGAAACUGCCCCCAAAUCACUGCCUUUGAAUGUAAGAUGAGAUCGGACAGGGAAACUCCACAGUACGGCGCUGUUAACCUUGCUUGUUUUGCUUCGCUUAGUUGGGAUGGGUUGGAGAAGGAGGUUUUGUCUGUCUAGCCUUAAAACCCAGCCAUCUGCCAGCAGGCUGUUUUGUCCUGGGUUUGAGUCUGUACUGCUGUGGGUGGACCGUAAAGAGGGCAGCGGAAAUGUUCCUUCUCCAAUGAGACGUCACAGACGUCGGAUCUCAUCUGUUCCCAUCUCUCUUCCAGCAGCGUUAAGCUGCAGAGCUUACAUUCCUUUCAAGUAUGUAAACUUUAAUAAACCUACCUAACUUUUCUACUCUUUUACUGUACUAUAGCGAAUGGGGUCCAGUUUGCCACUGGCUUUCAAGGCAUGGGGAGUGGGGAGGGUGUCUCUGAGUCUUGUCUUAAUGUCAAUUGUGUCGAACAGAAAAUGAGUUUUGGCAGGAGGAAUAUUUUACUUAUGGCUUGAGGGUAGAUGUGCUUGAUCUCUGCUCAAAGUGGUGGCACAGCACUGUGAAUCGCAAACCUCGCGCUGGGAACAGGAAUGGCAAUGAGUUAGCCAGUGUGAUGAGGAAGAAUCAGAACCCAGAAACCUUGUUAACUUUCUCUAGCCCUGUCUCACCCCAACCUGCCCACUGACACAUUGCCUUAACUUCUGUUCCUAGCAUGGAGUUUGUUCCUGUCUUUGUAUUGUUUGCUGUCUUGUUAUAACAAGCAGAAUCCUCUAGGGGGAGCAACAAUUACACACUUGCUAGGGGAAGCCUGUCUAGUGUACAUCUUAAGUGCUGCAUUUUGUCAUUACACUUGAGAUGCCGUUGGAAAAAGCCGAAGCCAUGCGCCUCUUACAAUGAAAUGUGUAAAUGUCUCUGGAAUGUGUGCGGUCAUGCAAGAAAUAUUCAUGUGCUAAUGUAGAAGUCUUGUUUGCCAUAGGUUCAAUUGCACUUUUGAGGCAGCAGGGAUUAGUGGUUAGAGCAGGGACCUGCAUGCCAAGACGCUCGAAUCUGUCUCUACUACUCCACUCACUAGCUGGGUGACCUGGGGCAAGUCGCUUCAUCUUUGUGCCUCAGUUUCCCUACCUGAGCAAUACCCACUUGAGGGAUUAUUUGGGGGGGAUGCCCACCUCUGUAAAGUGCUAGGGGAUCCUCGUAUGAAAGGUGCUAUAGAAAUGGGAAAUGUCACCUUUCAAAAUCAGCUGUGUGUCAGCAAGCACAGUUCAUUUUUCAGCUGUAUAAUCGUUCAGAUCUCUUUACCUAAGCAAUGUGGUGAUGUUUGUAAAUCAUUCACUCUGUGCUCAAAAUAGCUGUUCGUUUCCAGCUGGCUAAUCUGGACUUGCUAAACGAGGGAACUGUGCUGGAGCAAGGCCGUCUUUCAAUGCAUGCUGGUGUGCAGUAUACUAUGUCGAUAUUUCCAGGUAAAAUACACAGCGAUGCUAUUGAGUACAUGAAUGUCAGUGGCAUGUGGCUCUCAGACAUGCAGCACACCGCACUGCAGCCGGCAAUAGAAAAGGGUUUUUUCAUAUGGGAUAGCUUCAUGGAUGACUUUGGGUUUAUGAGGCACCUUUCAUACUACAGGUGUCCUAAAGCUCUUCCCACUGAAGUGAGUGAAACAUUGGCAGGUGCUGCAGCUGGUCUGCCCUCAGCAGUUGCCCAAAUGUUGAGGGAGAAUGCUGGCCAGGGUUUUGGAGUUGUGGAAAAACUCUUCAAAGCAGAUGGGCCCUUGAUGGGAUGUCUCAGCCAAAGGUUGCUAACUGGGCACAUCAAGUCACCGUGUGUUGUUCGGCUGAAAUAGCAGCUGCCGCUUGGGAAAAUCUCCAGGGUAGGUGACUGAGGAACUCCCUGUGCAAGCACAGCGUGUCUCAGCUAGGACUCGGUGGAUCAGUACAACGCUCAGGAGCCCAGCCCUUAAAAGGCCUGUGUUUAAGUUCACUCAUUCCCAUUCUGGGUCCAUCUUAACCUUUAAACACUGAUCCGUACCGAGUCUGUUUGUUGUGAGUGUCUUCGCUUCUCACCCAAAAUCCAGGCAGGGGAGGGAGUGGGUUGGCGUUCUUCAACCACGCUGAGACCUAGGAGGUGAGGUGGCUGCCUUCUAGUCCAGAAGCCAUCCUCUCCCAGGAUUGCUUAGUGUCCGACUGGUGCUUGAGAGAACUUUCAGCAGUGCCAUUGACUUUUGAUGGGACUCAGGCUCUCUUGAAAACUUUGUUCCAUGUUCCUAGUUUGAAGAGUGCAAUUUCGGGGCUUAACCAAGGUACUUCCUUGCACCCUGGUAUCCAAGUUUUAGGCUCACACUCUAGUAAUACAAGGUUUUUUCCGCCUCAGUCUAAAUAGUAACAGAAAAUAUUGCAAAGCAUGUUUGCUUCUGAGUGGCGAGCUGUCCCUCCCCCACCCCCUCACCCCAAGGAACCUGCAGUCAUCCCUACAACACAUGAGCAAAGGGCAAACGCUUAGCAGAGACCAGCUGCUCGGAGGAGUUUCCUGAGUUGGGAGUUAGCCAUGUGGGGCCGCCUGGGAGACAUGAACAAAACCAUAUCCUCAGUGAGCCAGGGGGCCUUUCUUCCUAGCCGGUCGCUGCUCUUUAACCCUGGGGACCGCUAACUGGAUUUCCUGAAGAUGAUGGGACCUCCUUGCAAUAUAUGCUCUCUCCAGGAAAAAAGGAGUUGAUAUACAACCUGGGAAGGGUCUGGGUUUCCUGUUUAUGCCAGUGCAGUAUCCGGAUCACUGCCCCUGGCCUGUACUGUUGGGUCCCAUGUAUAAAGAGCUCGUGCUGCUUUGUGGGCAAGUCUGUGCCACUUCUUAGCUCCUUCCAAAGGGGACUUUGCCCGGAAGAGGGGUAGGGGGUGGCAUCCUGAGCAGGUUGCUGGCAAAGACCCCUUUGUUGUAUAAAUAAUGAAUGGCAGCAUUUAUUGGCCCAAGCUUUGCCCUGGAGAAGGGGAAGGUGCAACAGAUGCUAGAGAGGCAGCAUGGCUGUGUGGAUAGACUUCUGGGGCUGGGAGUUGAGGCCUGAGUUCCAUCCCUGGCUCUGCCACAGCCAUCCUGUAUGAUCUUCAACAAGCCACUGCUCAGUGCCUCAGUUUCCCCAGCUCUAUAGCGGGGGCAAUGAUACCUGCUUUUGUAAAGCACUUUAAGGCCUAUGGAUGAAAAGCCCCACAUAUGUGCUAAGUGGAUAUUUACUAUGCUCCCUUUGCAUCAGUUAUGUGUAAUAACAUAAAUGAAAGGGGUUUACACUCAGAAAUCCACGUGUCGCAGCAAAUCACAAGAUUUCUUCCCCUUGAACUCCUGAUUCUGCUGGAGGUGUGGGACUGUCGGGCCCACGGUUCUGGGUGUAGGCAGAGGAGUCCCCCAUGUUGAGUGUUCUCUGUCGGGUUUGGCAUUGGUGACGGUCAUGCUGUUCAAUGUGGUGUUGUGACUAUUUUGCAUAUGAAUAGAACUUUUAACGAGACAUACUGUUUUUGAAGAAAAAUCAAUGAUGUAUUUGUAGCAAACCAUUUUUUCUCAAUAAAUGCAGUUUCAUCCA